UUCUUUUUCUUUUUGGUAAAGGUUUCUCCACAGAUUUUCUCGGCGACCAAACAGUAUGCUGAAUCGCCACUGGAGAUCAGUCUCCUUAUUCCUCUUUUACCUCGUACUCCUCUCAUCCGCCAUUGCCAAAACCUCCAGAAACCUCGACUCUGGUCCAGAUUUUCCGUGCAAACCUCCCAAUUUCAAUUCUUACCCGUUCUGUAAAACAUCCCUCCCCAUAAGACAGCGAGCACUUUCUCUCAUCUCCCUCCUGUCACUUCCCGAGAAGCUCGGACAGCUUUCCAACACCGCAUCUGCCGUCCCCCGCCUCGGAAUCCCUCCGUACGAGUGGUGGUCGGAAUCCCUCCACGGCAUCGCCGACAACGGCCCAGGCGUCUCCUUCAACGGUUCCGUCUCCUCCGCCACCAGCUUCCCUCAGGUAAUCGUCUCCGCCGCGUCCUUCAACCGUACGCUAUGGUUCGAGAUCGGAUCAUCCGUGGCGGUGGAGGGUCGGGCGAUGUACAACGUGGGUCAAGCUGGGUUGACCUUCUGGGCACCGAAUAUUAACGUCUUCAGGGAUCCGAGGUGGGGGAGAGGACAGGAGACUCCUGGAGAGGAUCCGCUUGUGGUGUCUGAAUAUGGGGUCGAGUUCGUCAGAGGGUUUCAGGAAGGGAGCAAGGCGAAGGUGCUGAGAAGAAGAUUUGGUGAUGAUGAUGAUGAUCAUGAUCAUGAUGAUGUUGAUGACAAACUCAUGUUGUCUGCUUGUUGCAAACAUUUCACUGCCUAUGACCUGGAGAAAUGGGGGAAUUCUACGAGAUACAACUUCAAUGCAGUGGUCACAGAGCAGGACAUGGAGGACACGUACCAGCCUCCAUUCCGGGGAUGUAUACAAGAUGGUAAAGCAAGCUGCUUGAUGUGUUCAUACAAUGCAGUUGAUGGUGUGCCGGCCUGUGCACGAGGAGAUCUAUUACAAAAAGCUCGAGCUGAAUGGGGCUUUAACGGGUAUAUUACAUCAGACUGCGAUGCUGUGGCAACCAUUUUUGAGUACCAGAGGUAUACCAAGACGCCCGAGGAGGCUGUGGCCGAUGCCCUAAACGCAGGAGUGGAUAUAAAUUGUGGAACAUACAUGCUUCGGAACACACACUCUGCCAUUGAGCUAGGGAAGGUGAGGGAAGACCAGAUUGAUGAGGCGCUUCUUCAUCUUUUCUCGGUGCAACUUCGUCUCGGGCUUUUUGAUGGAGAUCCAAGAAAAGGGCAAUUUGCAAAACUCGGAUUGGAUGACAUCUGUGAUCCGAGCCACAGGAAGCUGGCUCUGGAAGCAGCGAAACAGGGCAUUGUGCUUCUGAAGAAUGAUAUGGACCUGUUGCCUUUGAACAAGAAUGAUGUUUCCUCUCUAGCAAUCAUCGGUCCUAUGGCAAAUAAUGUAAGCAAUAUCGGUGGCGGUUAUACAGGAAAGCCAUGCGAACCAAAGACCCUUUUCCAUGGACUUCUAGAGUUCGUAAGGAAAACAUCUUAUGCAGCUGGUUGCCCUGAUGUAUCGUGUGAUUCCGGUACUGGAUUUGCCGAAGCUUUGUCCAUUGCCAAAGAAGCAGACAUUGUCGUUGUUGUUGCAGGGUUAGAUUUGUCACAAGAAACCGAGGAUCUUGAUCGGGUUAGUCUUGCCUUGCCUGGUAGACAGCAGGAUCUAGUGUCCCGUGUUGCAUCUGUUAGCAAAAAGCCGGUGAUCUUAGUUCUAACCGGUGGGGGGCCAACAGAUGUUUCGUUUGCCAAAACCGAGCCAAGAAUCGGUAGCAUUCUCUGGAUUGGAUAUCCCGGUGAAACCGGCGGACAAGCACUCGCUGAAAUAAUAUUCGGUGAUCACAAUCCAGGUGGAAGACUUCCGAUAACGUGGUAUCCCGAGUCAUUCACCGAGGUGCCGAUGACCGAUAUGAACAUGAGGGCUGACCCUCCAAGGGGAUAUCCCGGAAGAACAUACAGAUUCUACACUGGACCUCAAGUCUACCCUUUCGGACACGGUUUGAGCUACACCAAGUUCUCGUACAAGAUCAUAUCAGCACCCAUCAGCCUGAUCUUAUCAGAACUGUUCUCUCAGCCUUCUCGGAAGAAACUUCUCCAACACAGAGAAGAACAACUCAAGUUCCUACGACUGGACGAGGUCAGUGUAAGCUCCUGCGAAUCUCUGAGGUUUGAAGUUCGAGUCGCUGUGACGAACACCGGAGAAAUGGACGGAAGCGAUGUUCUGAUGCUGUUCUGGACAAUGCCGGCGGUUUUCGCAGGUGUCCCGAGGAAACAGCUGAUUGGGUUCGAUCGCGUUCUUGUCCGUUCCCAUGGAGUGACUGAAUCUGUGUUCGUGGUCGAACCCUGCAAGCAUCUCACCGUUGCGAAUGGGGCCGGGAAGAGGGUGAUCGCCAUUGGAGCUCAUGUUCUGGUCUUGGGAGAGUUAGAAUUUGCUCUCUCUGUUGAGUUCUAAAGGAAAUUGACAAAUCCUUCCAUUCAUCUUUAUUUUACCACGCCAGAAGAGAGUGAAUACCACGCUCUCCGGAGGCGCGUAGUCUCGAGGACGGUUAUGCAGAUGGUGCUGAGCUGUCGUGGGACCCACUUCGAUUCGGACCGAGAUACACGCAUAUACGUAUCUAUAUUAAUAUCACCAGCGACUCAUUCAUUAUUGUUAUAUGAGCUUCUUCGUGUGUGUGUGUGCACACUGCAUA
Tarenaya hassleriana is the source of this 2687-nucleotide messenger RNA. RefSeq names its product probable beta-D-xylosidase 6. NCBI's taxonomy places the organism in Eukaryota, Viridiplantae, Streptophyta, Magnoliopsida, Brassicales, Cleomaceae. The record is from RefSeq and is a predicted model, not a curated record. Gene Ontology annotation, cellular component: plant-type cell wall. Gene Ontology annotation, molecular function: alpha-L-arabinofuranosidase activity; xylan 1,4-beta-xylosidase activity. The transcript has 6 exons. Gene Ontology annotation, biological process: arabinan catabolic process; xylan catabolic process. The coding region runs from base 56 to 2449 and encodes 797 amino acids.